AUACACUAGACAAAAUGUUCAGUUUAGUAACUUUCUUAUCUCUCUUUAGUUUUUGUUUGUUCCCUGGAUCACAAGGGGAUACAUGUUGUGCAGCAACUCCAAAAAACACUUAUUAUUUAGGAGACAAACAGGUAAAUUGGGCUAACGCUAUUACAGUAUGUCAAGUCGUUGGAAUGUCAUUAGUUAGUAUCCAGAGUAAAGUUAAGAAUGACGAAAUCCGUAAAUUUUUACAAACGACAGGAGUGAAUUACACAUCAUUCGACAACGGCAUAUGGACUUCAGGAAAUAGACUUCAGGACAAAGUUCACUGGCUGUGGUUAGCUCAAGAACCUCCUGUGUACACUAACUGGGAUACUCUCUUUCAUGAACCAAACAAUGCUACUGGAGACGAAGAAUGCAUACAAGUAAUUAAUAACGGAACAAGUACCAAUUGGAACGAUAUCGCUUGUAAGCGCCUUUUUUAUCCUUUAUGUGAGAAGCAGAUUUGUUGUUCUGGUUGCAAUUGUGGUUGUUCUAAAAUUUGAUUGUUUUAUUCAAAUAAUGUUAUAGUAAUAUAAAUCACUUUUUGGUA
Molecule: messenger RNA, 571 nt
Organism: Diabrotica virgifera virgifera (western corn rootworm)
Lineage: Eukaryota; Metazoa; Arthropoda; Insecta; Coleoptera; Chrysomelidae
Product: C-type lectin mannose-binding isoform-like
Exons: 4
Coding region: 15-524 (169 amino acids)
Biological process (GO): biological process involved in interspecies interaction between organisms
Cellular component (GO): external side of plasma membrane
Molecular function (GO): carbohydrate binding
Source: RefSeq, a predicted model, not a curated record